AUGCGUGUGGCAAUCGUGGUUGUUGUGGCCUGCGGUGCCCUGGUCGGGGCACAGUUCAACCCCCAUCAGUGGGCCGACCGGAGUGGCAUCGUGCACCUGUUCGAGUGGAAGUGGGACGACAUUGCGCGGGAGUGUGAGACGUUCCUGGCCCCGCGAGGUUACGCCGGCGUGCAGGUGUCCCCGCCGACCGAGAAUGCCAUCAUCGGCGGUAGCUUCCGGCGGCCGUGGUGGGAGCGUUAUCAGCCAAUGUCCUACCGGCUCAUAACCCGCUCCGGCAACGAGGCGCAGUUCGCGUCCAUGGUCCGCCGGUGCAACGAUGUCGGGGUGCGCAUCUACGUUGAUCUGGUCAUCAACCACAUGGCGGACAUGGUCGGCGAGGGUGGCACAGCGGGAAGUACGGCCGUCCGGUCCGACUUCUCCUUCCCCGGGGUGCCCUACAGCCGGCUGGACUUCAACGCUCCGUGCCUCAUCACGAACUACCAGGAUCCGGUCGAGGUGCGCAACUGUCAGCUGGUGAACCUGCCGGAUCUGAACCAGGGUGUCGAGUGGGUCCGCCAUCGUAUUGUGGACCUGAUGAACCACCUGAUCAGCUUGGGAGUGGCCGGGUUCCGCGUGGACGCCGUCAAGCAUAUGUGGCCGCAGGAACUGGAGCUGAUCUACAACGGCAUGCACGACCUGCCGACUUCGCACGGAUUCCCGGCCGGCUCUAGACCGUUCCUCACGCAGGAGGUGAUCGAUCUGGGUGGUGAGGCUGUGACGCGCGAGAUGUACACGCACCUCGGCACGAUCACCGAGUUCCGGCAUUCGGCCGAGAUCGGACGUGUCUUCCGGGGCCGGAACCCGUUCCGGCAUCUGACCAACUGGGGUACGGGCUGGGGAUUCCUACCCUCCCACCUGGCCCUGGUGUUCGUCGACAAUCACGACAAUCAGCGAGGCCACGGCGGUGGUGGCGCGGACGUGCUCACCCACAAGGACUUCCGCAGCUACAAGAUGGCGACCGCCUUCAUGUUGGCCCACCCGUUCGGUAUCGUGCGGGUGAUGAGUUCGUUUUCGUUCACCGACACCGAGCAGGGACCGCCGCAGGAUGCCGCCGGUAAUCUGGUGUCGCCUACGUUCAACCCGGACAAUAGCUGCGGUUCCGGAUGGGUGUGCGAGCACCGGUGGCGCCAGAUCUACAAUAUGAUCGGCUUCCGGAACGCCGUCUCUGGCACGGGGCUGAACGAUUGGUGGGACAACGGCAACUACCAGAUGGCGUUCUGCAGGGGUGGCCGUGGAUUUAUCGCCUUCAACCUGGAGUCGUUCGAUCUGAACCAGAACCUGCAGACCUGUCUGCCGGCCGGCAUCUACUGUGACGUGAUUUCGGGCGAUCUGGUGAACGGUGCGUGCACUGGUAGCAGUAUCACGGUCGGUGGCGAUGGCCGGGCCCAGAUCGUGCUGCCGGCCAACGCAUACGACGGUGUCCUGGCGAUCCACGCCAACUCCCGUGUUUGA
Anopheles bellator is the source of this 1491-nucleotide messenger RNA. RefSeq names its product alpha-amylase 1-like. NCBI's taxonomy places the organism in Eukaryota, Metazoa, Arthropoda, Insecta, Diptera, Culicidae. Bases 1 to 1491 code for a protein of 496 amino acids. Gene Ontology annotation, molecular function: cation binding; alpha-amylase activity. The transcript has a single exon. The record is from RefSeq and is a predicted model, not a curated record. Gene Ontology annotation, biological process: carbohydrate metabolic process.